GCGAAGGCCCGGUGGCGCGGCUGGCUCGGCGGCCUCGGCGGGGGCUCCGCGCCCCGCCGCUCCGGGGCCGCGGGCGCCCAGAAGCGCCGCGCGGCGGGCCGCGGCGAGCGCGCCCGCCUGGGGCAGAAGGUCUCCGCCGCCGGCGCGGCGGCCGCGGAGACGGGCUCGGCGGUCGCUGCGCCGAGGCACCGCCGGCGCGAGCGCAACGAGGAGCGCCUGGCGGAGCUGCGGCGCCAGGAGGCGCCAAAGCCGGUGCUGCAGGCCUACAGCGAACCCGGCUCGCUCGAAGGCGGGCCGAGCAGGUCAUCACCGUGCCGCUCAACUCCGAGUUUCAGGCCUCGGUCGUCGUGA
This is a messenger RNA of Prorocentrum cordatum, 351 nucleotides long. Lineage: Eukaryota; Dinophyceae; Prorocentrales; Prorocentraceae. The record is from the annotation of a GenBank genome assembly.